Tetrahymena thermophila SB210 is the source of this 510-nucleotide messenger RNA. RefSeq lists its product as hypothetical. NCBI's taxonomy places the organism in Eukaryota, Ciliophora, Oligohymenophorea, Hymenostomatida, Tetrahymenidae. The transcript has a single exon. The record is from RefSeq and is a predicted model, not a curated record.
AUGACUUUGGAAACCUUUGAGGAUAAAGCAAAAGAUCUCUUGUAAAAGAGUUCAAGUUAAAGACCUAAUAAUAUGUUUUAGAUAUAAAUUCAUUAAAAAAAGCAUGAUUAUGGUGGGGAUAAUAUUAAGCCGUCAAAAUAAUAAAUAAUUUAAAUCCCUUCUUAGCAUUUAUAUAUAAACGAUCUUAUGACAGAUCUAACACCAUAUAACAUUUCAUAUUUGAUAUAAUAAAAAGCUGACAUAGAUAAAAACUUUUGCCCAGAGUAGCUAGAUGACUAUAAAUAUAAAAUCACAUAAAGUAAAACUGUAGUAGAUUUUGAUUAUGAUGAGGAAACAGACGAAUUAAUAGAAGUUGAAGUAUAAUAAAAAUCUGAAUAUUAUUUAUAUAUUUUAAAAAUAUCUAAUCUAGAAAAUAUGUACACAGUUAAAUUCUAAAAUAUAACGAAAUAAUAUGACAUAGAAUUCCAAAAUAAUAAAAAUGAUUUUUAGGAAUAUUUAAAGAAAUUUUGA